AUGCACCAAGUCGACUCGGGCUUGCCGGGCAUGGGCAACUCUGGCAGCUCGCUCUCAGAGCUGAACCUCUUCUCCAAGGGCGGCGUCUUCACGCGCGAGCAGCUGGACGAGUAUCAGGAUUGCACAUUUUUCACGCGAAAAGAUAUAAUUCGGCUGUACAAACGGUUCUACCAGCUUAACCCGCAAAAGGUGCCAACGAAUAUGCAAGGAAAUCGCCCACAAAUCGUGACGCUCACCUUCGAGGAGGUCGAGCGGAUGCCGGAGCUUCGGGAGAACCCGUUCAGACGUCGGAUCUGCGAGGUGUUCAGCGAGGACGGGCGAGGGAAUUUGACGUUUGACGACUUUUUGGAUAUGUUCUCCGUGUUUUCCGAGAUGGCGCCGCUGCAGUUGAAGCUCAAAUAUGCAUUCAGGAUCUAUGAUUUCGAUGGUGACGAUCACUUGGGGCAUGAUGAUUUGUCGAAAAUGAUUCGAUCACUAACGAGAGACGAGUUGAGCGAUGAGGAAGUGGAGUUUAUUAUAGAAAGGAUAAUCGAAGAAGCCGAUCUGGACGGCGAUGAGCGGAUAUCCUACGCCGAAUUCGAGCAUGUUGUAUCCCGCUCCCCGGACUUCAUUCGAACGUUUCAUAUUAGAAUU
Messenger RNA from Mesorhabditis spiculigera, 633 nucleotides. The record is from the annotation of a GenBank genome assembly. Lineage: Eukaryota; Metazoa; Nematoda; Chromadorea; Rhabditida; Rhabditidae.